AUGGCCGAGCAAGAGCCGCACUCGCUCGCAUCCACAUUCCCCAAUCCGCCUCCUUUCUGGAGAGACUUCACUCCAGAUAGAGUCGCGCGAAUCGAGGACCUACGCAGCGCCUUCGCCGGCGGUGCCAGCGAGCAAGCGUCCUCAUCCUCACCCGUCGUCCGCAUCCCAGGCCUCCCAGAGGAAUUGGCGAAUCUACAACCGCCCCCCGAGCCAGCAGACGGACGAUGGCGAGUAUUCGGCGAUCAAUACAUGCUCGACGACAAACUCCCCACCCUAGAAGAACAAGGUAUCACCAACCUCUCCACCACAGGGCCAUCCGAGUCCAAGGACGCAAAACACUACGACCGCGCCUUUGAGCUCAAAAAACUCGUCAAGUCUCUGCUCCUCAACUUCCUCGAGCUGUCGGGCACGCUGUCGCGCAACCCCACCGACGCAGAAGCCAAGAUUCAAGACCUGCGCACGCUGUUCAUCAACAUUCACCAUAUUUUGAAUGAGUAUAGACCGCAUCAGGCGCGGGAGUCGGCUAUUGCCAUGAUGCAGAACCACUUGGAUAAGACGCGGGACGAGACCGUUGCGAUAAGGACGCAGGUUGAAAAGGCGAGGAAAGUGCUUGAGGGACUGGGGAGUAUGGGACUGGGCGAGAUGGACGUCGGUAGGGACGAGGGUGCGGGGGAUGGAGUAGAUGAGAAAGAGAGGCUGAGAGUUCAGAGGGAGAUGGAGGUGUGGGCUGCUACGGAUGCGGAGUUUGCAUAG
Pochonia chlamydosporia 170 is the source of this 753-nucleotide messenger RNA. RefSeq names its product RNA polymerase II mediator complex protein (Med7). The transcript has 2 exons. The record is from RefSeq and is a predicted model, not a curated record. Gene Ontology annotation, cellular component: core mediator complex; mediator complex. Bases 1 to 753 code for a protein of 250 amino acids. Gene Ontology annotation, molecular function: transcription coregulator activity. NCBI's taxonomy places the organism in Eukaryota, Fungi, Ascomycota, Sordariomycetes, Hypocreales, Clavicipitaceae. Gene Ontology annotation, biological process: regulation of transcription by RNA polymerase II.